Molecule: messenger RNA, 1699 nt
Organism: Nelumbo nucifera (sacred lotus)
Lineage: Eukaryota; Viridiplantae; Streptophyta; Magnoliopsida; Proteales; Nelumbonaceae
Gene: ABCI1
Product: non-intrinsic ABC protein 10
Biological process (GO): cytochrome complex assembly
Molecular function (GO): ATP binding; ATP hydrolysis activity; transmembrane transporter activity
Source: RefSeq, a predicted model, not a curated record
GACCGGGGAGAAGAACUCCAAGGAGACACUAUUCACCUCCCCUCUCCUCUCCUCUCGACAGCGGCGGCGAACCCAGAGUCGAUCUCCCACUUUCGACCACUCUCUUUCUCCUUUCGUCUUCUCUUCUUCUUCUUCUUCUUCUUCUUCUUCUUCUUCUUCUUCUUCCAAUCCUCCCGAAAUCCUCACUGUUCAUUGUCUUCUAUCCAGUAAACAGCAGCGAUGCAACUCCCCUUUCAUUCCCCACUCGAUUCUAGCAGAAACCCAACCUCUUCCGGUCCUAAUCAUCCGUCGAGCUCCUUCCAUCUGUAAACUCCGUUGUUCGAACUGUGUAAGAUACCGUAGCGCCGAUCUGAAAAUCCGAUGUAAAUUGGUUGCUGAACCUUGGGAUUGAAGGUCGUCUUCACUCCAGUUGCUAUCCCAUUGUAAUCCAAGUAAAUCCUCACCAUUCAAGUGUUAACAAUCCAGUACCGAAGCAGAUCAAAAGUCCCUUACAGCAUUGUUUCUCAGGCGAAAUCUCGAUUCAGGACUAUUUUCUCAAUAACCUGAAUGAUCUCUAAAUUUCACUUUUGAGGGAAAGGAGGAAUGUCUCUUCGCAGGCCUCCACUCCCACGAAUCCUUCUUAACAAUGUCUCCUGCAUGCGAAAUGCCCAAACCAUCCUCCGCAACAUCAACGUCUCCAUCCACGAUGGAGGUGCACUUGUGCUCACAGGCACCAAUGGAUCAGGCAAGUCAACCUUCCUGCGCAUGUUAGCAGGGUUCUCUCGACCGUCAGCAGGAGAGAUCCUUUGGAAUGGCCAUGAUGUUACCCAAUCAGGUGUCUUCCACCAGUACAAGCUCCAGCUCAACUGGCUAUCCCUCAAAGAUGCCAUCAAAGACAGGCUUACAGUGCUGGACAACGUUCAGUGGUUUGAAGUCUUGGAAGGCAAGUGCGGGAAAGCCAUGGGUGCUUUAGAGCUAAUGGGGUUGGGCCGAUUGGCUAACGAAAAGGCAAGGAUGCUCUCCAUGGGGCAGCGAAAAAGGCUUCAACUUGCGAGGUUACUGGCUAUAGACAGGCCGAUUUGGUUGCUGGAUGAGCCAUCAGUUGCAUUGGACGUUGAAGGGGUGAGACUGUUGGAAUACAUAAUUGCAGAGCAUCGGAAAAAGGGUGGGAUUGUCUUCGUAGCUACACAUUUACCUAUUGAGAUUGAGGAUGCCAUGUGUUUGAGAUUACCACAGAGGUUCCCAAGAAGGAAAACCUUGGUUGAUCUGGUUCGUUGAAUUCAUAAUCUUCCAAAUGCCAUCUGAUCUGUAGAUUAUUUUGCAUAAUCCAUGGCAUGGGGAUAUAUAAAAAAUAUUAGAGUUAUGGUAUAAGCCUGUCUGGUGCUAGGAAAUGGGAUGUGCCAACUCUUUAUCUCCUCACUUCAGUUCUGUUUGCUGGGACUGGGAUUGCCACUUCUGUAAAAGAGGAAAUGGGAUGUGCUCCAAUCCCAACUCUUACUACUAAGGCUCAGUUUGGAAGGAGUACGCAGAGUGCAAAACCUUGAAUUUUGUAUUAUUUUGCAUGCAUUUGUACUGUACAUACAUAUAUAUAUAUAUAUAUUGUACUAUUUCCAAACUAAGCCUAAAUGACAAAAAUUGGAGGCUUAAACUAGUGUAGUGGGAUAUGAGGACAAUAAGUUAAUAAUAGCAUUUGUGACAAUGACAUGGAAUUUAUUAUUAA